ACACACACUAUGCUCUGCUAAACGACGCAACCCUACACUAUAAUAGUCAAUACUGCAUAUUCUGCAUAUUAUGGUGAUAGUACAUUGCAGUAGAAACUAGACAACCCACCGUCGUGCGUGACGUGUAGUGUCGGCCUAACCAGUUUUAGUUACGAUUUUAAUCACAAACAACUAGAUGUCUAGAUCCAUUACGGCCAGUUGGGACGGGAAAAAACAAAGAAUUGUAACCUCGUAUCGAAAGUUGUGCCGGAAAAAUUAGUAACAGAUGAUUUUAUGUUGAAAUUAUGGUUAAUUCGUAGUUCAACUCUUUCAUAAAAAGGAUCAUAUUGGAGCCUAAACCUAUUAGGGGUAUUCAAAUGGUUAUCAUGGUAAUUAUCAAACCAAACAAACAGAAAUUCUAUUAACCAUUAAAUACAAUAUCAUAAUCAAACCGUCCAAACUAAUAUAACAAUCAAAUCAACCAAACUAAAGUUCAAUCAGUUUGGUUAACUGGUUAACCAGAUUAACCAAUAUAACAUCACUUAUCAUUAAGUGAGAAAAUUUUCAAUUAAUGCAUCAAUUCACAAUUUAUAUAAUGAAUAAAACAUUACAAUGAACACAAAGUUAUAGUUAAUUAACUCUUACAGAAUUAUAUGCAACUAAUACAAUUAUCUUACGAUCAAUAGAAGUAUUCACGUAACAAAAAAACAUGUAAAUAGUAUGGAGUUAAUUAAUUGUUGUGAUUGUGUUAAUCGAAUUAGUCUCUUAGCAAUUUCAAGUUUUCAUCUAAUAUAUUAUAUGAGUUUUAUCUAAAUUGAACGUUCAUAUAUCAUGGUUUACACUACUACAAAUACAAAUAUUAGUAUAGGAACAAUAUUGAAUUGUAUUGUUGAUGAGACAAAAAAGAAGGAAUGUUUGGCUCUUGAAUGGUUAUGCCAAGUAUUAAGCAUGUGUAUAUAAUAUAUAUUAGAUAUAUAAAUAAUUACUUAACUGAUUAAUUUGAUUUGAUUGGUUAGGAGUGUCUCAAACCAAACCACUUAAAUCAAACAAGCUAAAAAAUUUGACAAGACCAAUCCAAACUAAUCGACAGUAACCAAAUACUAGUAGUUAAAACGGUUGCCAUAAUAAACACAUCGUUUGAACACUCCUAUAUGGUAUGAUUACGAAUAUAGAUCAUAUGGGUCGAUCAAUGUCAAUCCGAACAAGAGUCAGGUUCGGACAGUAUAUAGCUUGGGUUGGGUCACGUGACCUGGAGCCCUUGGCCUUUAGUCCUUUAAUUUGCCUCAGUUAGCCGUCCUGUCUGUAACUGUGGGGCUCCCUCUGCCUUGAUGCCAACAGAUGGCCAUCCUGACAGUAGCCUGCAGCUUAUACCGGCAAUGGGAAAUGGCAAAAAACGGUACCGGUUUAUCUGGGGAGGGAUUUUUUGUCCCCCCAGGGAAAUGGCCAUUCCAAAGAGAACUCCAGGCAACUAGUAGCCACCUGAUCUAUGAAAUGAAAAUGAAAUGCUCUGUUGAUGCAGCAACGAACGCACGAGAUGAGCAUGCAACUUGUGGGGCGCCUGCUUGGAUCGGUAGAGGCCUUACUUGUGUUUGCUUCAACAGGAAAGGGGUCUAUCAACGCAUCUUCAUCAACCUAACUCCUCAACAGGAGGAAAGAGUGAGAAGAUUGAAGCAUCGGAUGAAGGUCCAUUUCGAUACUUCUAGGACCGAUCAUCAGGCAGCUCUAAGAGCACUAUGGUCAGCCACAUAUCCUGACAUAAAGCUAUGUGGAUUAGUAUCCGACCAAUGGAAAGAAAUGGGAUGGCAGGGGAAAGAUCCUUCUACUGAUUUCAGGGGAGCUGGAUUUAUCUCUCUGGAGAACCUAUUGUUCUUCGCCAAGACAUUUUCGAUAUCAUUCCAACGGUUACUGAAAAAGCAAGGAGGGAAGAGGUCAGCCUGGGAGUAUCCAUUUGCUGUUGCAGGUGUAAAUGUGACGUUCAUGAUCAUGCAGAUGCUUGAUCUUGAUAAUACAAAGCCUAGGACAUUUGUGAGAUCAGUUUUCAUGCAGAUGUUAUCAGAAAAUGAGUGGGCAUUCGACUUGCUCUAUUGCGUGGCAUUUGUGAUUAUGGACAAGCAAUGGCUAGAGAGGAAUGCAACUUACAUGGAGUUCAAUGAAGUUUUGAAGUCAACUAGAGCACAGGUGGAAAGAGAGCUUCUAAUGGACGACGUUCUACGAAUCGAAGACAUGCCAUCUUAUACACUUCUUUGUUAGCAGCAGCAACAAAAUAACCAACUGAAGAAACAUCAAUAGUUCGAAGGAUGGUGGAGUAGCACUUACCUCCGAUAUAGUAAUUGGCUAACAUUUUAUUUGUACGAACUCCUUUCCUGUUUCUCGUCUUCUCCAAGAGAGUGUCCUUGCUGACAAAAGAAAUCCUGAUGAGUUCUUUUUGCAUCUGGUGAAUCUAUUGGAUAAUAAUAAUUUGACCCAUGAAUCUAAAGAAGUUUACAAGAUAGCUUGCCUGUAAUUGCCAUUUUGGUAAGCCAACUAAGGACCAAAUAUAAGCAGAACGUUGUCUGGCUUGUUUAGUACUUCAUUCCUCCAUGAUUAUGUGGAUUCUGCAAGUAACAUCAAAGUUUUCUACUUAUACAGAGUUUUAUAUCUUCGGUCUGUAACAAUCCUUGAGCUUGGAGAAAGAACUUGCAAUUCAAGCAACCCGCCAAAAUGCCUGAUUAAAGAACAUGUUCUUGUUAUGAGCCCUUCACAGCACAGGAGCAAAGAUGCAUAACCCUCUGCUGCUCUGCACACCAAAUGAGCGAAGAAGGGCAAAAAUCAUUCUCGAUUCAUAAACUGAACGAGAGCAAAACACUCCAGAUUUACUAGACAGCUUUACUAGACAGGAGGGUUUAUAAAAUAUUUCAAAUGGGUAUAAAACACUCCAGAUUCAUAAACUGGACAAGAGCAAAGCCAUUAGUAGAUAGGAAAAGAUCACAGCUUUAGUGGAGAGGGAUGGAUCAAGAAAAUUUUGUGGAAUAAGAAAAAAGAAUUGGACCAUUUCUUGAUUUAUGCAAAUGGAAUCCUUGUGUAUGGCUCACACCGAUCUUCUCUGUAUCGUUCCAAUAAAAUUGGAUGUCCACGAAGGGACGAUCAAACUACUAACGGUUGGAAGUUAUAAUGGCUAUUAUGGGUGAAAGCACAAUAAAUGUGGCGAAUGGCAAACCCAUAAUUGGGUUCUACAUCCCCCUAAGGCCUAGACUUCAAACAAACCAUCUUGGGCAAUGAAAAGAUUGCAGUAGGCAAGGCUAAAGAAUUUAGUUAAGUGUUCUUCUAUUUUGAGAGAAGAGGUCCUGUGCUGAAACGAAGUUAAAUGCCAGGCACUAUGGCCAGCAGCUCAAUUAUAAUGACAGGUAAUUUAUGAUACACAAUCUAACCAGUACCUUCACACUUAGUGGUACUCUCUAUAGUGAUAGCAGUGGCAUUUCAACCAAGGAUCAACCCAACCAAAGCCAAUGUAAAUGAAUGCAGUAGGGGAGCAAGGGUUAAAGAUUCCGGUUUUACUAACACAUGAGACGAUAUAUUUUUGAAAGAUGCCGAGGCUAUGAUAAUUUAUGUACUUCUAGUGAGUAGUGAGCUGAUGGAUUGCAUUGGAGAGUUUGAAGGAGGAAAGAGUGAGAGGGUGGAAGCGUCAUGAAGGUUCAUUUCGAUACUUUUAGGAGUGAUCACCAGGUGUGUGGAACUUUUCCCUUUACCAUUAACCAUAUGCCAGAACUUGAUACUUAAGCUCUUAUCAACUUUUCUUCUAAAGGUGGGAAUUUUGAUGAAACAGGAAACACCAAGAGCACUAUUGUUAGCCACAUCCUGACAUAAAGCUAUGUGGACUGAUAUCUGAUCAAUGGAAGGAAAAUGGAAGGCAGUGGAAAGAUCCUUCACUCCUUCUACUGAUUUAAGGUUGAUUUAGUCCUCACAAUUCAUGUUAUGGUCAAACUACAGCAUUCCUGGAUAACUCAUCACCGGGUGGAUGUUUCUACACAUUUUCAACAGGGGAGCAGGUUUUAUUUCAUUGGAGUACCUGUUUUCCUUCGCCAAGACAGUUUUGGUAUGAGCCAUCCUAAUCCUAAACUUAAUCUCAGUCUACACAGACCAAACCUGUGGCACUAAAAUUGCAGAACCCUG
Molecule: messenger RNA, 4128 nt
Organism: Linum trigynum
Lineage: Eukaryota; Viridiplantae; Streptophyta; Magnoliopsida; Malpighiales; Linaceae
Source: the annotation of a GenBank genome assembly